This is a messenger RNA of Caenorhabditis briggsae, 612 nucleotides long. The record is from RefSeq and is a predicted model, not a curated record. The transcript has 3 exons. Lineage: Eukaryota; Metazoa; Nematoda; Chromadorea; Rhabditida; Rhabditidae. Bases 1 to 612 code for a protein of 203 amino acids.
AUGGAGUGUUCGCAGAAUGAUGUCAUCAAUGCUUCCGAAACAGAUUUCGAGAUAGAUUUGGAUGAUGUGAUCAACAAUAACAAUGUCGGAGGAACCGAAACAGAUAUUUUCAAUAAUUUGCUGACCGCAAUCUCCGAAUCGCUGAGCAAUAUAUCGGUGAACACUGCGAUGACUGGAGAAACCGUCGAACAAAGCUUGAAUGCGCACGCCGAUCCUUCGUUGAACACCAGAAUCUCGAUGAGCACGGCAUCUGAAUUCAGCGUCCAAACCCCACCCCUAAUUGACCAUUUCUACUGUAACCCAAAGCCUCUUCAAGUAUGGAAAGAUGAAAAUGGAAUCAAGGAGUUCGAGAUGACAUGCAAUGAGAAGAAGGUGGUGGUUGUGGAUUCCCUGGAAUGCCUGGAACGCCUUCAGAACAAUUACUAUCCAUUGGAACCGGUUUAUUUUGAUCCACGUGUCUACUUGACAAUUCCGUAUGGAGAGCCAGAGGGAGAGUUUGAUUUUGAGCAAGAAUCGAAAUAUGAGGUGGACCAGGAGGAUGAUGUGGUUACUGCAGAACUUGGACCCAAUUUCGAAGAGUUUGAGGAUUGGGUUCAAGAGAAUGGAGGAUAA